CGCUCUCUCGACGUGUCUCUCACUCUUCCAGCGGCAGUUCAACGCCGGUCGCGUUGCCAGCAUGUUCAAAUCCCUCGUCUGGCUUGUAUUAUCAAUAUUUUCACCGUUGAAAUAAUGAGAAGAAAAAAAAACAACCGACAAAUCGCUAAACACCUACACCGUUAAAUUUCACGUUACUCAUUAUUAUUUUUUAAACCAUUUGGGGAGUGACUGCUGUAAUAAUUGUAUCCAUGAUUUCAUUGGUACUUUCAGUUUUUCUGAAUGAAUCUGGGGGCCUGUUGUGUAGUAACGCCAGAUGUAUGAACAUAACCUACAAGGGGCAAAGAACAGACCUGUUCUGUUGUGAGUGUUAUUGUUGACUUUGUUUUUCUUUACGAGAUUGUGUAUUUUUGGAGCGCUUCAUUCAUCACUCGUGGGGUUUUUUAAAACUCCAGUGCUCUGGAAUGUGAAUGAUAACGAAUGGAGAGGUUGUCCGGGUAAAUAAACUACUGGGAUGUCUUAUGGAACGCGGCAGCUACCACCAAAUCACCGGUAAAAUCACUGUUCCACACUGAUGAUAAGAGAACAAAUAGAAUAAACCGAGGAAGAUCUGGCAGUUCAUCGAUUCUAAUUGACAGGUCACGAAAUGGUGGUGGGGUGAUAGAAAGAAAAAUAACGUGGAGAGAGUGGUGUGAGGCGUUUAAAUUUACGAUUGCACCAGCAUUAAGUACCAAGGGAAAUGCCCAAGAGUCAUGGAUGUUCUCGAGACACGGUAGAGCACUACCAGCCCCCCUCGUACACCAUAAAGGAUUGCCUUGUAUUAUCUCCCGAUACCGUGUGAUACUGUGAUUACCCGAGUCACUAGUCCCGUCUCAACUAACAUAUCAAUAAACAACACCGAUUACCUUUCUAAAUUCCUUUCUCCUAGUUAAACCCUCAAUUUUUCAACUCAAUCCCAUCCCCCACUUCAAAAAUAUUGAUGAACAUCAACCUGACGUGAAGAUUUACGAUAAUGUAGACACGAGGAAUAAUAAUAGCGAUAUAAAAAAAGAAAAUAGCGAGGAGCUAAGCUCAUACUGUAAAUAGUACUCACCGACCAGAUGGGUUGAGAGGCAGCUGGAGACGUACUUAUUCGUUGAAGAUCUACAAAAAAUGGCGCUUCUGACACGAGCACAGCUAUUUGAAGGUCUUGAUACAGCAUCCCUCGAGGUUGAAAAUUGCUGGAACAAAUACAAAUAUAGUAAUGAGUAUUCAAUUGAUAAAUCAGAGAGAGUUAAUAAAGACGAGUGCAAUUAAUAGUUCAACUAUUUUUCUAUUUUCGUAAUUGACGAGUGAUUAGUGACAAAUUUUUCAUGGCAUUAUUUUCACACUUGAACUGUUGAAUGACUAUUUGCCUGUUUAUUUAUUUUAUUGGAGACGAAAAAAAAAAGUGGAAACGAGAGAAGAGGAGAAAAGGGAGAAAAGGGAGAAGAGGGGAAAUGGAUCUGGAUGGCGAGGUUGGAUCGUCCACGAGCGAUCCAAGAGGUCCAUGUUACGCCUCGUUGGAGUCAUUGAUGCCCCAGUGCACCAACACCAGUGAAAAUCAGUGAGGCGAACUGGGUUGGUACCUGACAGACUUACGACAAGAGGAAUCAGAGUCAAGGGGGAAAGCGAGUUGGAAACGACGAAUCUUUUGCACGAGUAAAUUGUACACUGCCGGAAGUCAAUUUGACGGUGGACUGGGGGGACAGAGAUAGUGGAGUUGAAACGAGUCAGGAUGAAGAUUUCCGGGGUAGAGGCUAGUGUACCUCUUCUAGGUGCUGUUGCACCGCGUUGUGUCGUCAAACAGGCAACCGUCAAGCGUUGCGUUGCUGCACUCCUCCUCAUCUCGGUUGCCAGUAUUUUUUAUUACACACACUACGUCAUCAGCAGCCCAUUAUCCAGCCUCAUUCACCGUGACACCAGACCAGAGCCAUCGAUAAGGUGUUCAACCCUGAGGGGAGCAACCAGACUGCCAGCAGCACCGGAUCAUCGGAGCGAAGCCAGACUCAGAAUCGAUCCCAAAGUUUUGGUUUUCGUUGAGACACUUUAUUCAAGAGUUGGACGAGAAAUAGCUGAACUACUUGUUUAUAACAGAAUCAAAUACAAAGUGGAAGUGACUGGAAAAUCAUUACCAGUCCUGACGAAUCUCGACAAAGGAAGAUAUGGAGUACUUGUCUUUGAAAACAUCAACAAGUAUUUGCAGAUGGACAAGUGGAAUCGAGAAUUACUCGACAAAUACUGUCGUGAAUACUCGGUUGGAAUAGUGGGAUUUGCUCCACCGGGUGAAGAAAGUCUCGUGGGUGCACAACUCAAGGGUUUCCCAUUAUUCAUUCACACGAAUUUAAGACUGAAGGAUGCACAGCUGAACGCUGCCUCACCCAUCCUGAGGUUGACCAGAUCCGGGGAGACAGCCUGGGGCCCUUUGCCUGGAGGCGACUGGACCAUUUUUCAACCAAACCACAGCACGUAUGAACCACUUGCAUGGGCAUACCGAGACAGUCUGGACUACACUAGCCAAAAGACACCACUUGCCACUGUCAUCCAGGAUCAUGGGAGAUACGAUGGAAUCCAGAGGGUUCUCUUCGGUGGAGGUUUACGAUUUUGGCUGCAUAAAUUAUUACUUCUGGACUCAUUAUCCUACUUGUCGCACGGUCAGUUGAGUCUGAGUCUCAAUCGAAUGAUUUUGGUUGAUGUCGACGAUAUAUUCGUCGGUGAAAAAAGUACAAGACUAAAAAAAGACGAUGUACUGGCACUUCUGGCGACCCAGCAGAGAAUACAAACACUCGUACCGGGUUUUAAAUUCAAUUUGGGGUUUUCCGGCAAGUAUUUUCAUCACGGAACAGCGGAGGAGAAUCUGGGGGACGAUAUGCUACUGGAGAACGUAGACAGAUUUACGUGGUUUUCCCAUAUGUGGAACCAUCAGCAGCCCCAUCUUUACGAGAAUGUAACACACCUACAAGCCGACAUGGCACUUAACAAGCUAUUUGCUAAAGAACACGGAAUUCCCACAGUUAGUGGUUACAGUGUAAGUCCUCAUCAUUCUGGAGUUUAUCCAGUCCACGAGGGCCUGUACGAGGCAUGGAAGAGAGUUUGGAACAUCAAAGUGACGAGUACAGAGGAAUAUCCACACCUGAGGCCUGCCAGACUCAGGCGUGGCUUCGUUCAUCGUAAUAUUAUGGUACUGCCUCGACAGACUUGUGGUCUUUUUACCCACACUAUUUUCAUCGAGAGAUAUCCAGGUGGACGUGAUAAAUUAGACGAGUCUAUCCAAGGGGGUGAAUUAUUUCAAACAAUAGUCUAUAAUCCCAUUAAUAUUUUCAUGACGCACAUGUCCAAUUACGGUAAUGAUCGUCUUGCGCUGUAUACAUUCGAAUCGGUCAUUAAAUUCAUUCAAUGCUGGACAAAUUUACGACUCUCGAGUGCUCCACCACUCCAGUUAGGUGAACGAUAUUUCCAACUGUAUCCAGAGGAGGCUGAUCCAGUUUGGGGUAAUCCCUGCGACGAUCAAAGACACCAGAAAAUUUGGUCUCGCAAUAAAACGUGCGAUCAAUUACCAAGAUUUCUCGUGAUUGGACCCCAAAAAACUGGUACAACAGCUCUGUACACUUUUCUAUCAAUUCAUCCAGCAAUUAGCAGUAAUUUACCGAGUCCUGAUACCUUUGAGGAGAUUCAAUUUUUCAAUGGAAAGAAUUACUACAAGGGGCUAGACUGGUACAUGGGAUUCUUUCCAGCAUCGAAAAACGAGAGUUCGCGUUAUUUAUUUGAGAAAUCAGCGACAUAUUUUGACGGUGAGCUCGUACCAAGACGAGCCCACGCCCUCCUACCAAAAGCAAAAUUGAUAACAAUCCUAUUAUCACCAGCGAGACGUGCAUACUCAUGGUACCAACACACGAGAGUGCACGGUGAUGCUGUAGCAAAUAAUUACAGCUUUCACGCAGUCAUAACAGCGAGCGAUACAGCUCCAAAGCCAUUAAGGGAUCUACGAAAUAGGUGUCUAAAUCCGGGUAAAUAUGCCCAGCAUCUAGAAAGGUGGCUGUCUUAUUAUUCACCCCAGCAAUUGCACAUCAUCGAUGGUGAACAGCUACGGCAGAAUCCAAUAGAGACACUUCACGAGCUCCAGAGAUUUCUCAAAAUAACACCAGCAUUUAAUUACUCAACUCAUCUGAGGUACGACCCGAAGAAGGGAUUUUUCUGUCAAGUAACUAAUGAGGAUCGUACUAAGUGCCUGGGUAAGAGCAAAGGGCGUCAGUAUCCACCAAUGGAGGACAGAUCGAACAAAUUAUUGCAGAGAUACUAUCUAUCUCACAAUACAGCACUUGUAAAAUUACUGAAGAGAUUGGGAUCUAGAACGAUACCCCAGUGGUUGAAGGAUGAUCUAACAGACACUGUGAUGACCUAGCAAACGCCAAUUGGAUGAUUCAAAUUUAUCCUAUCGCUGUCAACAAUAUCAGAGUCAUGGAGAUUGGCCUGGCGGUGACGACACACUGGCUGUUGUUGAUUUAAUCAUUUAUUGACAUUCCACUGGGCUUAUUGAUACUCCUGGACUUUUGUUUAGGGACCACAGGGCCUAUCCAGUGGAUCAGGAGAGCCUAAUGGCUUUCAUCGAGCCAUAAUAAUGUUUAACAAAGAAGCUAGUCAGCGAAAUUUGACUCGAGCACUCAGAGAAAUUAUUACUAUUCACAAAGAACUGCUUGAUACCGGGGAAUAUUCUCUUGUCUGGAGUAAAUUCUCCUCGUCAAUGGUAAUUUUUCCUCUCAGUGAGGGAAUUUUAUGAUUCAAGAGACUGCAUUAUCUCAGAUUCAUCAAAAAAAAUUCCCCUCGAAUGUCAAUUUUUUGUCUAUUUUUUUUAAGAAAUACGUUAUUAAAACGAGAAUAUUAAUGUUAUCACGAUGGAAUUACGUAUUGAAAUUCGUAAUAUUGUCAAUGAUCUAGAAAAAUGAAAAUGGGCUCGCAUUUACUGGUUUAUUGGACCAAAGGAGUCGAUAAAAUUAGUAAAUUUUUCAACUCAAACUUUUAUCGUGAUCAGAUCUGUCCAGAGACGAGACAAUGAUGAAUUUAUGGAGAUGUUUUAUCAUGAAAAUGUUUGCAAACGAUAACGAAAAAGAAGUUACUCGGAACCUGACAAGUUGAUACGACAAAAAUAAAUUAUUAGUAUUGGGUAAAUAGGAUAAUAAAUCCCGUGUAUAUUUUGACAAUAUUCGAGUGAGUUUGCGUCCAUAAUUGUACAUUAACAGACGCGUAUUUUGAUGUCAACCGAAUGUAAAAUGUAAUUUUUUAGUUUAACACCGAGAGGAGAAUUAUCGAAAUUAAUGUUGCAUUUUUUUAAUUUACCAAGUAACAAAAGGAAACGUCCACUGUACAGUGAAAAACAAAAUUGUACGUUUCUGUCCCCGUGGGUUUUCAUCGGGCUUAAAAAUCAUGUAGAACUCAUUAAAAUGAAAUUCGCGUAUAUCUAUCGAAUUCCCGCCAUUAAAAAUUAUAAUCACAAAGUAUUUGUUACGUUUGUAAAUGUUCCCCCAUAUUUUUUUUCAAUUUUCCAGAUGAUAAAGUGGAUAUAUGUGUUCGUUGUAUCAUGACGAGAAAAAAUGGAAUCAAAGUUUAAUGAAAAAAAAAAAUCUGUACAAAGUCUAUUGUUGCCAGCGAGAAAGGAGGGCAGAAUUUUUUUGUUAUUCCUCGCUGUCAAACGUGCCAUUCAAUGCCAGUGUUGUAAAUAUUCAGUCCCAUUGAAAGAAUGCCGUGAGAAUCGUUCGUUAAAUCAUGGAUUCAAUCACCAAUAUCUGAAGAAGAUAACCCUGUCGUCUCCUGACAAUAAACAACCGAACAAUUGAAAAAAAAAACGUGAAGAUUUUUAUCCCAGCAAUUGGUCUAUAUGCAAAACAGAACUGAAGAAAUACUUCCCUUCAUUAUUUAACUCGCGAUUACUCCAAUUGUAAUAUAUUGUAAUAAUUGU
This is a messenger RNA of Fopius arisanus, 5950 nucleotides long. It is a transcript of the gene sfl, whose product is annotated as N-deacetylase and N-sulfotransferase sfl. Lineage: Eukaryota; Metazoa; Arthropoda; Insecta; Hymenoptera; Braconidae. The coding region runs from base 1736 to 4399 and encodes 887 amino acids. Gene Ontology annotation, cellular component: Golgi apparatus. The record is from RefSeq and is a predicted model, not a curated record. Gene Ontology annotation, molecular function: heparan sulfate N-sulfotransferase activity; deacetylase activity. The transcript has 11 exons.